AUGUACCGUAACUGCACCUUCAAAGUCCUUACCUUUACAACUUCAACCAGCCCGACCCGCACCAUCAAUGGUACUGUGUCAGAUACACCUACCAUGCGGCAUCGUUCGCUAUCGAAGCCCGGCUGGUGUCGAGGAAAGAACAUUUCAACUUGGCCUGUGAACAAGUCACCUACCCCGUACGAGGUUAUGGAAAUGCGACCAGGCAAUCAGUACUCGAAAUCGCGGUUUUACAGCCUUGUCAAACUAUACCAUCCCGACAGUGUGGCAAGUCCGGCCAGCAACAAUUUAACAAAUGAAGAACGGCUGGAUCGAUACCGUCUGAUUGUGGAUGCCCAUCACCUUCUCUCCGAUGACACAAGACGAUCUGCCUACGAUACAUACGGCCUGGGCUGGAGUCUGAAGAGCAGUCCAAGACCCAGGAUGUCACCGUAUGAUGGACCCUUCCGUGGAGGUCAUGGUUAUUCUGGUAGUUCUGGUGAUUCUGAGGACGAAGAGAUCAUCUGGCGCCUCUUAUUUCGCAACAGAAGAUUUCAAUGUCUGCUUUUGGUGGUCCUUUCGUUUGCACAAGCGUGUCUAUUCCUAAGCUUUGUCGCUCAAGUGCAAAUGGAGACACAGCGAAUGGAUCAACUCUCCGGACAACUGUUACGUCGCCACCAGGACCGAGCUCUCAGCACAAAAUCCUUCAUGGCCCAAGCUGAACGGCUACUACUGAAAAGAGAUCCAUCUGGCCUGGGGUUAGCUCCAUUCGAGGAAGCUUUCUAUCGAGAGAUGCUUCCGUACUGUGCCUACAACGUAUACUAG
Molecule: messenger RNA, 801 nt
Organism: Penicillium maclennaniae
Lineage: Eukaryota; Fungi; Ascomycota; Eurotiomycetes; Eurotiales; Aspergillaceae
Exons: 1
Coding region: 1-801 (266 amino acids)
Source: RefSeq, a predicted model, not a curated record